This is a messenger RNA of Tarenaya hassleriana, 1694 nucleotides long. Its product is annotated as dihydrolipoyllysine-residue acetyltransferase component 5 of pyruvate dehydrogenase complex, chloroplastic. Gene Ontology annotation, molecular function: dihydrolipoyllysine-residue acetyltransferase activity. NCBI's taxonomy places the organism in Eukaryota, Viridiplantae, Streptophyta, Magnoliopsida, Brassicales, Cleomaceae. The record is from RefSeq and is a predicted model, not a curated record. Gene Ontology annotation, biological process: pyruvate decarboxylation to acetyl-CoA. Gene Ontology annotation, cellular component: pyruvate dehydrogenase complex; chloroplast thylakoid; chloroplast envelope. The transcript is spliced from 7 exons. Bases 183 to 1406 code for a protein of 407 amino acids.
AGGUUCGUCACCGGUAAAGUAGUUGAGAACUCCGCCUGAUUUCGAUAUCUCCGAGGAACUCACCCUUCUCUUCUCUCCAUAAACCCAAAUCUCUCUCUCUCUCUCUCUCUCUCUCUCUCUCUCUCUCUCUGUAGGUCAUCUGGUUGCGACUCUUGGUUUCUCCGGCAUUGCUCGGACCCAAAAUGUCUCACCUUCUCCAGACCUCGUUCUUGCCCUCGCCGUCUCUCCCAAUGAAAACCCGAUCCGGAGUUCCGGGUUUCCGGGUUAAGACUCGGGUCGUCCCCGUCCAGGCUAAGAUCCGGGAGAUCUUCAUGCCGGCUCUCAGUUCCACGAUGACCGAGGGCAAGAUCGUGUCGUGGGUUAAAUCCGAAGGCGAGAAGCUCAACAAAGGCGAGCGCGUCGUUGUGGUUGAGUCCGAUAAAGCCGACAUGGACGUCGAGACCUUCUACGACGGUUAUCUAGCUGCCAUUAUGGUCGAGGAAGGCGGAAUUGCUCCCGUCGGCUCCGCCAUUGCUCUCCUCGCCGAGACCGAGGAUGAGAUCGCCGAGGCUAGGGCUAAAGCCGCCGCGGGAAAUUCUCAAUCUCCGGCGUCGUCAUCGCCUCCUACUCCUCCUCCGCCCGCACCCGCCGCUGAAGCUCCAGCGGCGGGGAAGAAAAAGAUUGCGGCUUUUCCCGCCGCCGCGGGGGCUCCCCCAGUGACUGCGGUUGCGCCGCCGCAUGCGGCGGGUGUUGAGUUGGGGAGUGUGGUUCCGUUCACGACAAUGCAGAGCGCCGUGAGCAGGAAUAUGGUGGAGAGUCUGUCCGUUCCGACAUUUAGGGUUGGAUACACAAUCACCACCGAUGCCCUUGAUGCUCUCUACAAGAAGAUUAAGUCGAAAGGAGUGACAAUGACGGCACUGCUAGCAAAGGCAACUGCCCUGGCCCUGGCGAAACACCCAGUUGUGAAUUCAUCCUGCAGAGACGGUAACAGUUUUACGUACAAUAGUAGCAUCAACAUUGCCGUGGCUGUGGCUAUCGAUGGCGGUUUGAUCACUCCAGUUCUUCAGAACGCCGAUAAGGUUGACAUAUACACAUUAUCGAGGAAAUGGAAAGAAUUGGUUGACAAGGCCCGAGCAAAGCAGCUGCAGCCUCAGGAGUACAACACGGGUACUUUCACUCUCUCUAACCUCGGAAUGUUUGGUGUUGAUCGGUUUGAUGCCAUUCUGCCUCCUGGAACUGGAGCAAUUAUGGCGGUUGGAGCUUCUCAACCUACUGUAGUUGCCACUAAGGAUGGCCGCAUUGGCAAGAAAAACCAGAUGCAGGUGAAUGUCACGGCAGAUCAUCGUGUCAUCUACGGUGCUGAUCUUGCACAGUUCUUGCAAACACUGGCCAGCAUUAUCGAGGACCCAAAGGACCUUACCUUUUAAACCGAGAUUACCGCUUUUGGUGUCCAAGAAGCUCUCAUUGUCUGUGGUAAUCAGUUUUUGGUUGACCCAAAUCCAUUGAGAGUAUAUUUUUGAACUGAAUUAUUGCUUCAGUUUGGAGUUCUGUGCUCUGCAACAUUCAGCACAUUGAAAGUUCUUCUUCAGCUUGAUUUUAGCUGCUGAAGCCUUUCAUGUGUUUUAGCUUCAUGUUCUUUGGAUUUUGAUCACUCUGGUAUCUAUAUCCUUGAUGUUCAUCUGCUGAAUCCAAUAAUCCGCUUAUAUUCUUUCCGA